Messenger RNA from Lotus japonicus, 1362 nucleotides. RefSeq names its product syntaxin-132. Lineage: Eukaryota; Viridiplantae; Streptophyta; Magnoliopsida; Fabales; Fabaceae. Gene Ontology annotation, cellular component: SNARE complex; plasma membrane; endomembrane system. Gene Ontology annotation, molecular function: SNARE binding; SNAP receptor activity. The record is from RefSeq and is a predicted model, not a curated record. The coding region runs from base 176 to 1108 and encodes 310 amino acids. Gene Ontology annotation, biological process: exocytosis; vesicle fusion; intracellular protein transport. The transcript is spliced from 13 exons.
AAGCAAAAACAAAAGGCCUUGUGUGUGAGAGAGAGAGAGAGAGAGAGUUCGUGGGUUGCCUUGUUUCGCUUCGCUGUCGUUUCGCCGGCAUAGACAGAAGAGAAGAAAUUAUUAGUCUUUCAGUUUGGUAUCUGAUUUCGACAUUCCUCGCUCUGUUUGGUUUUGAUUAUCCAAGAUGAACGAUCUUCUUACUGAUUCAUUUGUUGGUGAUGCUACUUAUGGCCAGCCUUCAAGACAAAAUGAUAUUGAAAUGGGAAGGCAGGAUUCAAGAAGCAACUCUGAUAUGGGAAUGGAAACUUUUAAUAAGCAGACCCAAGAGAUUGAUAAACAAAUUGAAAAGCUGUCCGGGCUACUUCAAAAGCUAAAGGAAGCUAAUGAGGAAUCAAAAUCUGUUACAAAAGCAUCUGCCAUGAAAAGUAUCAAGAAGAGGAUGGAGAAAGAUAUUGAUGAAGUUGGAAAGAUUGCACAUGGUGUCAAAGCAAAAAUAGAAGCUUUAAACAGAGAUAAUCUAGCCAAUAGACAAAAGCCUGGCUGUGAGAAGGGAACGGGCGUUGACAGGGCAAGGAUGAAUAUGGCAAAUGCCUUGACUAAAAAGUUCAAGGAUCUCAUGAUUGAGUUUCAGACUCUUAGGCAAAGAAUACAAGAUGAAUAUCGUGAAGUUGUCGAGAGAAGAGUUAUUACAGUCACGGGAAGUAGGCCAGACGAUGAGACAAUUGAUAACCUGAUAGAGACUGGAAACAGUGAACAAAUCUUUCAGCAGGCAAUUCUCGAAGCAGGUCGAGGACAGAUUGUGAACACGGUAGAGGAAAUUCAGGAGAGACAUGAUGCUGUGAAAGAAAUUGAGAAGAAACUUCUUGAUUUGCAUCAGAUUUAUCUUGACAUGGCUGUCUUAGUUGAUGCUCAAGGAGAGAUUUUAGAUAACAUUGAAAGUCAGGUUAACAAUGCAGUCGAUCAUGUCCAGAGAGGGACAUCGGCACUUCAAAAUGCUAAGAAACUCCAGAAGAACUCUCGGAAAUGGAUGUGUAUUGCCAUCAUUAUACUGUUGAUAAUAGUAGCUAUCAUAGUUGUUGGUGUUCUCCAACCUUGGAAGAGUAACAAGGGUGCUUGAGUCAGCCCUUUAGUCCCUUUGUCCGUAUAUAUAAGAGUUGAGUUGGUUGAGAAAGCAUUUGCAUGUGUCAGCGGAACAUCUUAGAUCAGGAUUUUCGAGCUUUUAUUUUGUAUGAUGCUUGAUUUGUGUGGUGUGAUUGACUUACCUUACUAUACAUUGGUGUGUAACAUUAUGAAAUUCAUAUUCUUUGUAGCCUUCAAAAGUUUACAAGGCCUCUUAUUUCAUUGCACCAUUUAAAGCUGCUUUUGCUGACA